Messenger RNA from Mercenaria mercenaria, 699 nucleotides. RefSeq lists its product as uncharacterized. NCBI's taxonomy places the organism in Eukaryota, Metazoa, Mollusca, Bivalvia, Venerida, Veneridae. The transcript has a single exon. The record is from RefSeq and is a predicted model, not a curated record. Bases 1 to 699 code for a protein of 232 amino acids.
AUGGCGGAGAACAGCCGGAUUUUGAAGAUUUCUCCUUUUAUCGGUGGCGAAGACCACAGGAUGUCCAAUGAAAUAUGGACGGAAUGGAUAGACGAGCUUGAACUUGAAUUACGGUUCCUUGAAAUAACGGAUCCUCAGAAGAAGAAAGAUGCAUUGUUACUAUAUGGAGGUAAGGAGAUAAGAAAAUUGGAAAAGAAUUUGACUGAUCCGGAAACCGGUGAUAGAUACGAGAAGUUGAGGUCAAAAUUAACUGAACAUUUUGCCCUGAAGAAGAAUAUAUAUUAUAACAGAUAUAUAUAUCUGAAGAUGAGACCAGAACCUGGUGAAUCAACGGGUUCAUAUGCUGCAAGGUUGCGAGAAAAAACUGUAGGAUGCGACUUUCAUAACGACAAUGAAAGGAUUCUUGAACAUCUAAUACAGACAUCGGAGAAUGAAGAGUUGAUCCGAAAGGUGAUAUAUAAGAAAUUAGACUUGCCGCAGACUUCGGCAGCAAUGCAGUUGAUUGAAGACACGUCACGGCAGGUAAAGGAAAUGAGCCAAGGAGGUGAGAUAGCCAAGAUCAAUAGACGAAGCGACACCAGCGGGUUAAAGAGACAUUCUGGGAAUUAUCAAGCGAACGAAAAAUGCAGAUAUUGCGACAGAAAGCCCCCCAAGAAGAAGGAAUUGUGCCCGGCUUGGGGAAAGACCUGUUCCAAGUGA